Molecule: messenger RNA, 2106 nt
Organism: Knipowitschia caucasica
Lineage: Eukaryota; Metazoa; Chordata; Actinopteri; Gobiiformes; Gobiidae
Source: the annotation of a GenBank genome assembly
AUGACAAAGGAGGCUCAGGUCCGGGAUGGACCUGAAUCAUGGACCGAGGAGGCCCAGGUCAAAGCCCAGUCUUCCCUCAACCUAAUUUCCAUCAUAUGCUCAGACACGGAGCCUCUGGUGCGUUCAUGGUGGAACAGAGCAGACACUACAGACCUGUCAGACCCUCAGUCCCUGAAACAUCUGGCAAAAGGUUGUUUGGAGAUGAUCGACGCAGUCUCAGAGCAGAUCCUUAACACUUUAACUACAUAUGUGUUAGCCGGGAGUGAGCGAGAGCGCCCUCUGCUGCUGUUAGAAGAAGAUGUGAGCAGAGCCCUGCUGCAGACCCUGAAGGAGAGCUUUACAGCUGCACUCAGCACACACACACAUCCGUCCAUGGACCAGCUGCUCACACUGCUGACUGAUGAAGUGACCAACAACGUGAACUCUGCUCUGGGCACCAGCACAGUGCAGGACAGGGGUCUGCUAGUUUCUCAGGACAGAACAUAUAGGACACCCAAGGACAAACUCAAAGCUAUGGUUCGUCACAUCAAAAAAAUGCUGCGCUCUGUCAAGGAGAAAACAGACUGCUGUUUCAUCCCUCAACACACCAUUUCUCAAACCAGGGGUCAAGACCAGACUGGGACCAGCAAACAAUGCUCUGUCAAAGAGCAUCUGAGGAAGAUAUGCGUCCCCUGCGGCCCUCGCGUGCAAGAUGCAGAAGAAGAGGUUUUAGCGUCCUCUGAAACGCCCUCAUCCAGAACACAAGAAAAACACGCGUUAAAUGCUAGAAAGACUGUGUCAGAACGUUUCUCGUCUCCCACAGGUCAGAGAGAGUCAAACAGCCUUUUGGAGUCCAACCAGGACCAGGUCAAUGAUGACCAAACUUUUCUGCCUGGACAAGAUAUCUUUCUUGUGAGAUCUCCAUCCACACUCCAGAAAGAUGUCCAAGAAAUCCUCGAGAAGGCGGCCCAAGAGCUGAGUGGAGAUAGCAGCAGCCUGAUCCAUGACAGCAAAAAAUCCGCAGCCUCUAUCGUCCGCACCAUCUCAGAAGAAUCAGUGGAUCCAACACCAGUGCCAGGACACUCUGGCACCAAGCUGCCCUGGUUACACAAAGUGACACAGGAGCUUAAGUCCUUCUUUCUCAUGUGCUUUUCGAAAGCAGCCAUCUGCAGAUGCCUGAGGAGGCUAUACUGCUUGUGUGGUCACUCUCCGCCUUCGAGCAGCGAGGUUCAGAAUUUGACAAAUGAAGCGCUCAGAUUUCUGAUGCAAGAACCCUCAAACCAGGACGUCUAUGAGAGCACAAUCUCUGGGCUGAACGACGCCAUGGCCAUGGGCGAUGGGCUCAGUGAGGAGAGCUGGUCGAGUUGGGAGCUGUCUGAGUCCCUCACCAGAUCCCUGCAGCCUUGGAUGCAAAACCUGGUAUUAAGAAGAGCUGCUCAUGAACAAGUGAGGUCCCUGAUCUGUGAUAUCUAUAACUGGCUUCAGCGUCAAUUCCACACCUUGGCCAUCGACAACCCCGUCCUGAGGGCUUUGAGGAAGAUUCGCAAACUGGUCAUCAGAACCCAUUCUCAACCCACCGUUUCCACUGAAGAAGAGUCACUGUCCUCUGUAAAUGUAGAACCAGCCGAAAGUUCCGGAUCGGAAGACUUUGACAGUUCAGCAGCGGUCGACAUGAGGCUCAGCACACAGUGGAAUGAAGACGACUGCAACGGUCUGGUUUGUGAAGUGGUGAAGAGGAUUUUCCAAAAUAAAGAUCCUCCAGAGAGAAUCACACUGGCGCAAUGUCUGUUCGACGAGCUCAACGCUGAAAUCCAGAACUGGGACGUCCAAGUGCAGCCUUGUCGACAGAACUUUAAGAACACAGCAAAAUGUGUUUAUAAGGACCUGAUUCAUGGGAUAGAGAAGGACUAUGUGACCCAGGCUGUGUGCAUCGUACCCGGAUACAUCGAUACCAUCUUGAACAGCAUUCACCAGCACCUGACUGAGCCUCAACAGAAGAGGUCAAAGCUGAGAGCCCUCUGCAUCGUACCCGGAUACAUCGGCACCAUCUUGAACAGCAUUCACAAGCACCUGACUGAGCCUCAAAAGAAGAAGUCAUUGUGGAGAGCCUUCUGCUGUUGGAGAUAA